Ordospora colligata OC4 is the source of this 657-nucleotide messenger RNA. Its product is annotated as subunit of transcription initiation factor IIE. Lineage: Eukaryota; Fungi; Microsporidia; Ordosporidae. Gene Ontology annotation, cellular component: transcription factor TFIIE complex. Gene Ontology annotation, biological process: transcription initiation at RNA polymerase II promoter. The transcript has a single exon. The record is from RefSeq and is a predicted model, not a curated record. Bases 1 to 657 code for a protein of 218 amino acids.
AUGGGCUUUGAUCACUUUGGGACCGAUUCAAUUGGGCUUGAGAGACACACUAACACAUACAUACACUCGGUCAUAAGUCUACUCAAACAGUACGACAGAGCACUGCUGUUUGAUGAGAUCAAAGAAAAGACACGUAUCGAUCUGUACAACAACCAUAAUCUUUUGCAGCUGAUAAAGAAGAACCCAAGGAUAGUUUCCACACAGAACUCACUGAUGUUUAAGCCUCUGUAUUCAAUUAGAGAAGUGGAUGAUAUGAGAAAGGUUGUGAAGAGUCUUAACGGAGAAGAAGGGCUUGAGAUGAGCAAGCUGAUGGAUUCUCCAGUUGAUGUCUCGCCUUUUCUUGAGGAGCUGAAGGCAACGAAGGAAGUGAUUGUUCUAUGUGACAUGGAUGGCUCAGAAAUAGUGUUCUGGAACGAAUUGUUUGAGGAGCCUGCUGAUGCGCAGAUAAAGAGCUUGUGGAAUCAGGUGCGAGUAGGCACUUAUCAUGACCUAAUACAAGAGCUGAAUACGGCAGGAUUGAAAACUGAAAAGGCUGAAAACAUCAAGAAAAGAUCAAUGAUAAAGAUAAACAGAGGCAAGAGAAACAAACGAAGGAUUAGGAUAACCAACACACAUGUAAAAGGAUUGGACCUUAGUGGAAUUCAAGACGAUGUCUAG